AAGGUCUUCGUUCUCUCUCUCCCAAACCAGCUUCCUCCCCAAACCAGCCGGCGCCCCCCUGUUUGUCAGCACCGGCAAUCAUGCGCCUACACCCUCCUCUGCGCCUCUGCACCCCCAACUCUCUGCACCCCCUACGCCUCCCUUGCUGCACACUAAAUCCUGCUGCCUACGCCCCUGCUUGCCUGCAUCUCGCCUGCACCGAUCCUGCUCUGCGCCUCCUGCUGCCAGCGCCUGCACUCUCCUCCCGAACCAGCCCAGAUUGUCUGCACGAACCAGCGCCCCCUGCUCAGCGCCCCUAGCUCCUGCGCCCUAGCUCCUGCCCCGGCCUUGCUUUCUGCACCAGUCUUGCUCUGCGCCAACCCCUUGCCCUGCACCAAAUCCCUUGCCCUGCACCAAAUCUCCUGCACUCUGCGCACCGGCAAUCAUGCCUCCUGCACGCCUACACGCCCUACCCCCUGCGCGCCUGCAACCUCCUCUGCCCGAGCCCAGAUCUGCACUCAUCACCCCUCCUCUACCCGAGCUGAUCUGCACUCAUCACCUAUGCCCCAAUCGUGCAAUCCCGGCUGCAACGCAAUCCUGCAACUCGAUCUUGUACCUGCUCUGGUUGUCCGAUUCUCCUUGGCACCUUAUCUCGUUUUUCAGCAAGAUGAAGCUCGGUGCUUUGCUUCGGUUUGUUUUUGAAGGUGUUGUGGUGUUGACAAAGGAGAACAUUUUUUGGAGGUCGACGGUGAUUGAAAAGAGGCUUAUUUUUCUGUGUCUGUUUCUUGCUUGCUUUAGGUAAUCUCCUGAACAGAGGGAUUUUUGGGGAAAGAUAGUGAAGGAGACGAACGGAGCUCGGUCCCGUGGGUGGGAUCCCUCCCUUCCGAUCUGGAUCUAUCUCCUCCUAAAAAUUUCGCCUUGGGUGUUUAUGUUAUUUUCUGUUGAUUUUGUUUAGAACUGUGUUUAAGUUUGUAUGUGUUUCCUUGGAAAAUGAAUAAAAAAAAAUCAAGAAAAAUUGUUCAGUUCA
Molecule: messenger RNA, 1006 nt
Organism: Rubroshorea leprosula
Lineage: Eukaryota; Viridiplantae; Streptophyta; Magnoliopsida; Malvales; Dipterocarpaceae
Source: the annotation of a GenBank genome assembly